AUGCAUGGAUCAGGUAUAUCAUGGCGAAUUCUUCAGAAAAAAUUGUGUCUUCCACAAUGGAAUCUGAUAAGUGAGAUAAGUGAGAUAAGUGAGAUCUCGAAUAUAGUGCUUCGUGGAUAUGGCGGUUGGAACACAAGGCUCGCUCUUCAAGUCUUGGACCAAAUAUUUCCCAAGGAUGCAGCUGUGCAACCAUCACUUGUAAUUGUAUACUUUGGUGGGAAUGACUCAGUGAGACCUGAUCCAAAUGGUAUAAGUACUUCUCAUGUUCCUCUUUCUGAAUAUGUACAAAACAUGAAGAAGAUCAUACUUCAUCUCAAGAGCCUAUCGGAAAAGACUCGGAUAAUAAUUCUUAGUACUCCAGCAGUGAAUGAAGAACAGAUCAUCAAAGUAUACGGGUAA
Messenger RNA from Lycium ferocissimum, 399 nucleotides. Its product is annotated as GDSL esterase/lipase At2g38180-like. The transcript is spliced from 4 exons. Bases 1 to 399 code for a protein of 132 amino acids. NCBI's taxonomy places the organism in Eukaryota, Viridiplantae, Streptophyta, Magnoliopsida, Solanales, Solanaceae. The record is from RefSeq and is a predicted model, not a curated record.